Messenger RNA from Melampsora larici-populina 98AG31, 621 nucleotides. RefSeq lists its product as uncharacterized. The record is from RefSeq and is a predicted model, not a curated record. The annotation marks the transcript as partial. The transcript has 3 exons. Gene Ontology annotation, molecular function: ATP binding; ATP-dependent chromatin remodeler activity. NCBI's taxonomy places the organism in Eukaryota, Fungi, Basidiomycota, Pucciniomycetes, Pucciniales, Melampsoraceae.
AUUCUAGCGGAUGACAUGGGACUUGGUAAAACUAUUCAAACUAUUUCUUUGAUUGCUACCACACUGGAAGCAUCAAGACAAUUCAAACAUCAGGAUUCAGCAUCAGAUCUCAACCACGCAAACAAUCACCUACGUCCAUCUCACACCACUCUGUUGAUCUGUCCUACUAGUCUCAUGGAUAACUGGGAACAUGAAGUCGAAAAACACACUAAGAAAAACAGUUUGAAAAUUAUGCGCUGGCAUGGCAUAGACAGAGUCAAACUACCUCUACUGGUCAUUGAUGAAGCUCAUAUAAUCCGUAAUGAUACCAGCUCCCAUGCAGUCCUCACCUCUGUGGAAUCAGUCAACCGGCUCUGUCUCACUGGAACUCCACUCCAUAACCGAAUUGGAGACUUGCACAUGCUCUUCAAAUUUCUGCGCAUCAAGCCAUUUCACCAAGACUCUGUAUGGUACCUUCAAAUCACUCUGCCUGUUCAUCAAGGAAAUUUGGACACACUCAACCAGUUACUAAGAUACUUUAUGCUGAGGCGGACAAAAGCUAGCCACCUACGUGAUUUACCUCCAAUAUAUCAUGAGACCAUCUUAUUGGACAUGCAUCCUCAAGUGAAACAAGUAUAUCAG